Messenger RNA from Eleginops maclovinus (Patagonian blennie), 653 nucleotides. RefSeq names its product posterior neuron-specific homeobox (gene pnx). NCBI's taxonomy places the organism in Eukaryota, Metazoa, Chordata, Actinopteri, Perciformes, Eleginopidae. The record is from RefSeq and is a predicted model, not a curated record. Gene Ontology annotation, cellular component: nucleus. Gene Ontology annotation, biological process: regulation of transcription by RNA polymerase II. Gene Ontology annotation, molecular function: DNA-binding transcription factor activity, RNA polymerase II-specific; RNA polymerase II cis-regulatory region sequence-specific DNA binding.
AUGAAGCCAGAAGCAAAACUGAUCCAGAGGACAGCCUUCUCAGUGGAGGACAUUUUGGACCCGGCUAAAUUUACAAGAAGAAAAAUAAUGUGUGCAGAGGAUGCAUCUGCAGCAGGACCUUCCACCCACAGCGAUGAAGGCAGAAAGCUUCACCCGGCAGGAGGCCUCUGCAGCUCGGAGGAAGAGGAGGCUCUGAGUCCGGAGAGGAAGAGGCUCCACAGCCUGAAGGCGAAGAGCCGCAGGAUCCGCACCGCCUUCAGCCUGGAGCAGCUGCACCUCCUGGAGCUGAGCUUCAGCCGGAGCCACUACCUGUCGGUGCUAGAGAGGCACGCCAUUUCCGCGGCGCUGCGCCUCUCCGAGACCCAGGUGAAGAUCUGGUUCCAGAACCGGCGCACCAAAUGGAAGAAGGAGCAGCAGCUGCAGGGUAUGGAGGCCGAGGAGGAACACGGCUUCAUGUCCGGGUUCUCCACCCUCACCUGCAGCCCGCCGUACUACCCACAGAUCCCCCCACAGAUCCACAUGUUCUCACCGCUGGGGCCGUUCCAUCACCACUUUUACGCAUGAAGCGCAAAUCUGGGCACAUUAUGGACCAACGCGUGGAGCAGCAGACAAAAUGACUUCCUGAAGAAUAUGGCACUAUUUUCAUGAUUAAU